UUGCCGACACUCCGCCGGCCGUUUCGCUUUACUUGUAAACAAACUCUCGCGGAAAGCCACGCGAGAGUGUAGGGGUGCAUCUUCUCACACACGCGGUCACCUGGAAACCACAGGAGCCCACGAGAACCCUUCGCACAGGUGUGACUCCCGGACACGCGCCAUGGAUGAUUCAGGGAUCAUCCGGAGACGGAGGCUGCAGAAGGAUUUGCCUCUGCCGCGAAAAAGCAGCAGUUGCAGAACCAGUAACAGGAAAAGCCUCAUCCUGACCAGCACGUCGCCCACCCUGCCGCGGGCGCACUCUCCGCUGCCUGGACACAUCGGAAGCAGUCCGUUGGACAGCCCGCGCAACUUCUCACCAAGCGGACCGGCCCACUUUUCCUUCGCCUCCUCUCGCAGGGCUGAUGGUCGUAGAUGGUCCUUGGCUUCUCUGCCUUCCUCAGGAUAUGGCACCAACACACCCAGUUCAACGUCAUCCAGCUCAUCCCAGGAGCGUCUCCACCAGCUGCCUUUCCAGCCGACCAUGGACGAGCUGCACUUCCUGUCCAAGCACUUUGGCAGCACCGAGAGCAUCACGGAUGACGACGGGGGCCGACGCUCACCGCACGUCCGCCCUCGCUCUCGAAGCCUCAGUCCAGGGCGCUCUCCAUCCUGCUAUGACAAUGAAAUGAUGAUGAUGAACCAUGUCUACAAGGAGCGAUUCCCCAAGGCCACGGCUCAGAUGGAGGAGAGGCUCGCAGAGUUCAUCCACAACUACUGCCCGGAGAGUGUGCUGCCACUGGCCGACGGCGUCCUGAGCUUCAUCCACCACCAGAUAGCCGAGCUGUCCAGGGACUGCCUGACGAAGUCGCGCGAGGAUCUCAUCACCAGCGUCUACUUCUGUGAGCUGCAGGAGAACCUGGAGAAGCUGCUGGAUGAUGCAUACGAGCGAUCCGAGAAUUCGGAGCUCACCUUCAUCACCGAGCUGGUCAAAAAGCUCUUCAUCAUCAUAUCUCGUCCAGCCAGGCUCCUCGAGUGUUUGGAGUUCAAUCCUGAAGAGUUUUACCAUCUGCUGGAGGCCGCAGAGGACCACGCCAAGGAGGGGCAACUGAUGAAGGCAGAUAUCCCUCGAUACAUCAUCAGCCAGUUGGGGUUGACCAGAGACCCGCUGGAGGACAUCAGCGGCCUCGACAGCUACGACAGUGAGGGUCCACACACUCCAGAGGCCGAUGACUUGGCAGAGGGGAAAGGGAGAACCAUCAAGCCACCGAGUGAAGAAGAUUUUCAGAGCAUCAAGCUGAUCAGCAAUGGGGCUUAUGGUGCCGUCUACCUGGUGCGACACAGGGAGAUGCGUCAGCGCUUUGCCAUGAAAAAGAUCAACAAGCAGAAUCUGAUCCUGAGGAACCAGAUCCAGCAGGCGUUCGUGGAGAGGGACAUCCUCACCUUCGCGGAGAAUCCGUUUGUCGUCUCCAUGUUCUGCUCCUUUGAGACGCGGAGACAUCUGUGCAUGGUCAUGGAAUAUGUCGAGGGUGGUGACUGUGCCACUUUGCUGAAGAACAUCGGGGCUCUGCCUGUGGAGCUGGCGAGGAUGUACUUCGCUGAGACAGUUUUAGCCCUGGAAUACCUGCACAACUAUGGCAUCGUCCAUAGAGACCUCAAACCUGACAAUCUACUGAUCACCUCCAUGGGGCACAUCAAGCUUACAGACUUUGGCCUGUCGAAGAUGGGUCUAAUGAGCCUCACCACCAACCUGUACGAGGGACACAUUGAAAAAGAUGCCAGAGAGUUCCUGGACAAGCAGGUGUGUGGUACUCCGGAGUACAUCGCUCCCGAGGUGAUUCUCCGUCAGGGCUAUGGAAAGCCGGUGGACUGGUGGGCCAUGGGCAUCAUCCUCUAUGAGUUCCUGGUGGGCUGCGUGCCGUUCUUUGGAGACACUCCGGAGGAGCUGUUUGGGCAAGUCAUCACAGACAAUAUAGUUUGGCCAGAUGGUGAUGACGCCUUACCUGCGGAUGCCCAGGACCUCAUCUCUGCCCUGCUGCAGACCAACCCUCUGAUGAGGUUGGGUACAGGCGGAGCGUUUGAGGUGAAGCAGCACCCGUUCUUCACAGAGCUGGACUGGAACAGUUUGCUGCGACAGAAGGCCGAGUUCAUCCCUCACCUGGAAUCGGAGGAGGACACCAGCUACUUUGACACCCGCUCAGAUCGGUAUCACCACAUCAAUACGUACGACGAGGAUGACACCAAUGACGACGAGCCGGUGGAGAUCAGACAGUUCUCCUCCUGCUCUCCUCGCUUCAGCAAGGUGUACAGCAGCAUGGAGCAUCUGUCUCAGCUGGAGCAGAAAGCUUCGAACUGUGUGUCCCAUCAGGAGCACAAGGGCCCGCGGGAGGACAAGGUGACCAAGAGAGAGAGCCUGGGCAGCUUCAGCAUGAGAGACAAGAGCUGGAGGACCGGAUCCCCCGAGAUGAAGCGCCUCUCUUGUUCAGAGUCCCUCUACACGGAGGGGGAUGCGAGCCCUCCCCUCGGCGCUCGCCGGCGCUUCUCAGCACUGAUGGACACGCACCGCUAUGCCUCACCGCUAGACGCCGAGCCUGACUUCCUAUCCCGCCAGGCACCCUUGAGGGUCCGUGGAACCUCCCUGGACGGGACCAGCAUCCCCUCGCCGAGCCUCCUGGAGCAGAGGAGCGGUCUGAAGGAGCUUAACGGAGCAGACAAGUCCCCGAGACAUGGAGAGACACCGGGAGUCACUGCGCCGAUCGCCGUGCUAACCCCAGGUCCUGCAGUAGCCGGUCGGGAUGUGAUGACCCCUCUGUACGACCCACUGGGGGCCCGGACCACCAAUGACCUGGUCCUCCGCAGGGCGCACCACCAGCAGUUGUCCGGCGACAGCGAGAAACGCACCUCCAGAGCUGGAAACAAGGUCAUCAAGUCGGCCUCUGCCACGGCCCUGUCUGUCAUCAUACCGUCAGUGGAGCAGCACGGCGGUUUCUCUCCGCUGGCCAGCCCCAUGUCGCCCCACUCAUUGUCCUCCAACCCCUCGUCCCGGGACUCUUCGCCCAGCAGAGACUUUUGCCCAACAGUCAGCGCACUGCGCUCUCCCAUCAUCAUCCAUCGCUCUGGAAAGAAAUACGGCUUCACUCUCAGGGCCAUCAGGGUCUACAUUGGGGACAGUGACAUCUACAGCGUGCAUCACAUUGUUUGGCAUGUGGAGGACGGCGGUCCCGCCCAGGAAGCUGCCCUGUGUGCCGGUGACCUCAUCACCCACGUCAACGGGGAGUCUGUCCACGGUCUGGUCCACACUGAAGUGGUCGAGCUCAUCCUCAAGAGUGGAAACAAGGUGACCGUGACAACCACGCCCUUUGAGAACACCUCUAUUAAAGUGGGUCCUGCCCGCAAGGCCACCUACAAGUGUAAGAUGGCCCGACGCAACAGGAGGACCGUGGGAAAGGACGGCCAGGAAAGCAAGAAGCGGAGCUCCUUGUUCCGAAAGAUCACAAAGCAGUCCAACCUGCUGCACACCAGCCGCAGCCUGUCCUCGUUGACUCGCUCCCUGUCCUCCAGCGAGAGUCUCCCCGGCUCCCCGACUCACAGCUUGUCUGCCCGGUCCCCGACUCAGGACUACCGCUCCACCCCCGAGCCCUCGUACCUGGGGGCCUCCUCCCAGAGCAGCUCUGCGGCCUCCAGCACUCCGAACUCCCCCGUUCCCUCUCAGCACAUGAGGCCCAGCUCCCUGCACGGCCUCUCCCCGAAGCUCCACCGCCAGUAUCGCUCUGCACGCUGCAAGUCUGCGGGCAACAUACCCCUGUCCCCGCUCGCCCACACGCCCUCCCCCACACAGUCCUCGCCCCCGCCGCUGCCCGGCCACACCGUGGGGAGCUGCAACACCACCCAGUCCUUUCCCGUCAAGCUCCACUCCUCGCCGCCGGUGGUCCGCCCCAGGCCCAAGAGCGCUGAACCCCCUCGAUCGCCUCUUCUCAAGCGGGUGCAGUCGGCGGAGAAGCUGGGCUCGCCUCUGACCCAGUCCAGCUCCACGGGAGGGCUGGGCGGUCCGCUAAGGAAGCACAGCCUGGAGGUGCAGCACUCCGAGUAUCGCAAGGACGCCUUCCUCUGUGAGCUCGGGCUCCAGAGCCUGCUGGAGACGGACGGGGAGAACCUUCAGCCUAACCCUCCACCCCUGCCCUCAUCCUCUACAAACCCAGAGACUGGUGUCCUGAAGCCUGUGAGGAGACUUGGGAGACAGGAGUCCCCGCUCAGCAGGGAAACACUGCUGGCUGGAAGGGAGAGGGAGGAGAGGGAGAGGGGACGGGAGAGGGAGAGGGAGAAAGAGAGGGAGACUGAUACCGGGACAGUCCUGGAGAGAUUGAGUCGCGUUGCGGCAGGAUCCCAGUCGUCAUUAACAAGGAAGUCUUAUAGUGAGCUGUCCUUUAGCUCGCAGGCUGGCCAGAGCUCCAGACUUUGUGCAGAAACCACGAAAGCUACAAGUUCCGGCACCCCGAGCAAAACAAUGGGAAGUCUAGGCGGUCAGAAGGGACCUGAAAAGAUCCCUCAGAGUCCGGCAGACUUCACUUCAAAACAGCAAGACCCCAUGGGAGACAGAAGUAUGUUUUCUAAUAUCAAAGAUGUCAAGGAGCAGCUGUGGGGCAGAACUGAACCGAAGCAGGAAGGAGACAACAGGGGUCGGCCCGGUGCACCGGGUGCUGCCUUCAACAGGAGCUCUGCUUCCAGUCCGGAUAAAUCCAUCGGCGUGAACGCGUCUGCGAAAGCUGGUCCUCUGAGCAUGAGCAAACCAUUCAAACCUGCAGGCGUGGGGGACAGCUUGAGAAAGGCUGGAGCGGAGAGCGGCGACUCGAGGACUCCAGACUUCGGCUCCAAAAGCCCAAAGCUCUUAGCGCGCGUUCUCGCCCCCAUCUUACCCCAACAUGGGCAGCAGCUCCUGCUCGGCAAGGUGAGGCAAGGACUCGGGCCCGUCAACUGCUACCGGGGGACCCUUGACUGGGAGGACAAAUGUCGCCUGGAAGUGGUGGAGGAGCAUUCGCCCUCCCCUUCUCCCUCCCCGACAUCCGUCGCCCCCUCCCUCUGCGGGUCGUCGCUCUGCAAGUCCCGGCCCAUCUCCCCCGGCGACAAGACGAGCUUCGUCAGCCAGCUGACCACCGUGGCUAAAAACGUCCUCGGUCCGAUCAAGCUGGGCUCCCAGGAGGGGUCCAAGAGCAAAGAUCAGCAGACGAAGGCAGUGGAGGAGAGUCAGGGCGGCGCAGCGGGGAAGUCUGACACUCCCGCGGGAGGUCGAGUGGUUGUUGGGGCGGCGGUGGUGACCCAAAGUCCUGCUGCUUCACCUCUAGAAAGGGCUGCGAUGGGGAGCGACCAGUCAAAAAUGUGACCCCAUGGGGUCCCUAAAUGGGACUUUCAGAAAAAAUUUCAUUUUUUGGAAGAACAAUGCAACAGAAGUCAAGCACUUAAAAACAAUGUACAUUCCAGUUUCAGAGUAUAUCAAAUGUUAUUUAUUAAUAUCAACGAUUGACUGAUUCUAACUCAAAACCAGGAUAAAACGAUCUCAUGUAAAGGUGCAUUAUCUGUUGGUUUUCUAUUAUAAACUAUUUAAUAAGAGGACUCUUUAAUGUAACGUGGUAGACUUUACCAGAUGUAUAUGUGUGUGGGUCUCUGUGAACGCAUGUCAUCUAUGGUUAUGUACUGUACAUGUAUACUAGAGGGUACAAGAAGGUCAACAAGUGCUUUAAUGAUCAAAACAUGCUGAAAACUGUGAAUACCAAAAUCCAGUCACUCUAUUUCGUCUUUUUAACAAAAGCCAGCACUUCGUUCUCUCGCCACUUCAUCACAAGCAAGACAACGUCCCGCAGUCACGUUGUGAUAUUUGCAUUAACAGUUCGGGCUUCAGCGAGCGAGCGACAGGAUCAAGUUCAUUCCUUCUCGACGGAGUCGCUGUUCACGUGGGUCAGACAAAAGGCCAAAGAGUGCACUGGGUCAGCCGAUGUCCAGCUCUGUCUGUCGCAGUGUCGAGUUGCUGACGUGUGAGCGUGCAUGUGUGAGCGUAUGCGUGUGUGUGAGCGCGUGAAGCCACUUUGGGUCUAAUUCUGCUGCUUCUUGGAGGCCGUGUCAUCCUGCAGAGGAAAGCUUGUUUGACAGAGCUCAGGCUCAGUGCUUAUCUCCCCCUCGCAGAAGGGCUGCCACGGCACCCUUUUUUUUUACUGCCUACAUGCACACGCACACACAUACACACACACACUUACACUCGCACACUCACAUUGCCACAGGAGGCAGCACUGUCAGCAGAUGUUUUUUCAAUGCAUUUAAACCCGGGGUCCUACGAAGUGGGAUGCGAGUGUGUUUUGCGAGUGAGUUAGGAAGUGUGUGAGAGCACGUGUGUGUGUGUGUCUCUCUUUGUGGGUUGAUCACACUCCACGGGGGUCAUGAUGGAGAACCAAACUGGAAAUAAACACAUAAUGUGUGUGGACAUAGUGUAUACAUAUACAUAUAUAUAUAUAUAGCGUGUAUAUAUGGUGUGUAUAUAUACAUAUAUAUGUAUAUAUAUAAUAAAAAUGGAAUCGUAAGCACAUAUACAGUGAACCCAUAUGUGUUGUUUCGAGCCCAAGUGGGGGAAAGCAGGCCGUUAUGGAUGUAGCAUACAGUUAUGUGUUUGUUAAAGGGCUCUAUAGAUAAAGUAGGGUUUGUGUAUUAUGGGCAAGGGCACAGUAUAUCACAAUGGACCUGUUGCUAUAAAAAAAAGAAAGUUAGGUUAUCUGCACACUUUACAGUUGUGCUGGUAGCGGAUGCACGUUGUUUUGCAUCAACUGAAAAACACUGUUUUGGUUUUGAUCUUUCUAAAAACAAACAACAAAUACAACAAGCUUUGGUUAAAAGCUAUGCAGAUCUACAAAGUGGGAAGUGGGAGGUGUGUUUUUGUGAUCUUGGCAGAUCAUUUUACAUAACCAGUCGUUGAUAUAUAUAUAUACAAAGAAAAAACACAUAUAUCAAUGCAUCUUUAAUGCAAUAUACACAGAUCUUUCCUUUUUAAAGGAUAGCAAUCCAUCCUUAAAAUCAAACCAGGUUUGAGGGUGUACCAAUGAUUUUACACCACUCAUCAAAAAGUCUCAUGCAGUUCAUGCAACAAAAAGUUAGUUUUUCCAUUCAGCAUCGUACUCUACUGCCCUCCAGUGGUUUAAAACAUCCACUGCUAAACAUGUUUCCAUCACGUGUUCAUUAAUAAUCUGCUGGAGUGAGAGUUUCGAGCGCUAAAACCCUGUAGAAUGGAGGUCAUUAGCCAUAGGGGUACAGAAUAUGCAUUUAUGUUUCUUAAUGACAAAAAUAUUUGCAGUAAUUAUCAAAUGAACACUUGAAACAUGAAUUCAUUCCUUUCCUGUUGUCGUGUUCUUCAUGUGACUGUUAAUUAUAUCUUCUGGGAUAGGGAUUAACAUUUUUAAUAUAAUAUACUGUCUUAUAUAUUCUACUGAUAGGAAGCAGUUCUUUUAUAUCUUGAUGUAAUAGAUGAGGCAUCAGGUCAGCUUUGAUAAGCUGACUAAGAAAACUAACUGUAAUGUAAUCGUCUACAGCAGCGGUUACCAAACUCAAGAAUGCUGCGGCCCAAUUUGAAAUCUGAAAAUCUUCUGCGGCCCACCCAAGCCUUUAAUCACAACCAGUGCAGCUGCUCGCCAUGUUGGUGCCCUAAGCAUAACUCCUUCAUGAUGCCCCCCUGAGAUAGCAAAGUGACCCACGGCGAGCGUUGUCGACGGGGGGGGGGGGGGGCUAGUGAGAGCGUGUUCACCUGUGUGCGCGGAUGUGUCGGCGCGCAUCACGGCAGAGCGAUGCGACCCGAGAAGUGUUAACGGGGGUGCUGAGCGAUUAAAUAUAUCUCUUGUUCUGCCUGUUUUGUGAUCUACAUGCCUAAAAGGCGCCUAAUAUUUCUAGACUGAAAUAAUAUCGGCAUUAUAAUUAUUAUAACUAUGAGGAUUUUUGUGUGUGCCUAUUUUGUGGUGCCCCCUCAGGACUCGGUGCCCUACGCGCAGCGCGUAGUGGGGCGGCGCUGAUCACAACUCUGAUCAAAACAUAAACUAGGGAUGAUUAAAUGACCUUCAGAAUUUAACCGAUUAAAAAUGUAUUAACCGACAAUGUAUGUUUUGUAUACCAUAUUCUCCGGAGCUCAUAUAUAUUUACUUUAAGACUACAAGAGGGCGCCCCAUUUGACAUUGUUUUGUUUGGCGGUCAGAAAAAUAGGUCAGAUAAAAGAAUAACACGUAAUUUAAAUCAUAAAUAUUUUUAUAUUAAUUUCAAACUUUUCAAAAUUGAAAAUUAAAAACAUUUUAUUUAUUUAUUGUAAAUGACCUCUCGCGGCCCACCUGCAGUACCUUCGCGGCCCACCAGUGGGCCCCGGCCCACACUUUGGGAAUCGCUGGUCUACAGCUAUUACGCCCACUUUCAGGCCUUUUCCCCAAUCAAUGGUGUCUCGUGUUACAUGUUUGAGAAUUUAUUUUUUUCUUUUUGUGGUUGACAGAGAGAGUAGUAUAAAUGCACUUUAUUUGGAAAUGUGCUGGUAGUUUGUAAGUAACUUUUUUGAAGAAAAAUAAAAAUAUAGGCUACUGUGUCCAUGUAUGUAUUCUAGAAUUGAACACAAAAGUCUGAGUAUAAAAACAUUCCACAUUU
Pseudoliparis swirei is the source of this 8628-nucleotide messenger RNA. It is a transcript of the gene mast1a, whose product is annotated as microtubule associated serine/threonine kinase 1a. The record is from RefSeq and is a predicted model, not a curated record. Gene Ontology annotation, molecular function: protein binding; ATP binding; magnesium ion binding. The transcript is spliced from 27 exons. Lineage: Eukaryota; Metazoa; Chordata; Actinopteri; Perciformes; Liparidae. Gene Ontology annotation, biological process: intracellular signal transduction; peptidyl-serine phosphorylation. Bases 161 to 5353 code for a protein of 1730 amino acids.